CCUUCUCAGACACUGUUAAGCACUCACGUCUAAUCCGAGUAAAACUGACCUUUCUUAAAAAUAUUUUUCGAUAUGAAGUCUUCUUUAUUAAUUUCACGUUGAUGACACCUAACAUGGAUCAAGCAUCACCGUUUAUUACAGUCUCGUAUCGAAGUUUUUUCCUCGCUAGCUUAGCUUGUUAGCUGCUAACAAAGAGACGCGAAAGUUAGCAACCCAUGCUAAGUCCUGGUAAAUGCAUGAAAAUGUGUACAAACUCAAAGAGAGUCGGCGAACAAGAAACAAAUGCUAGUGAGGACAUGUUUGUGGCGUUAGAAAGAACGAUAGCAGAGUACGAGAAGGAACUUUCUCGAACAAAAGAGAACAACGAGCUACUGGACGCUGUUUCCAAACCAUAAUGGAGUCACACAGAUCAGACGUCAGUGAGGAAGCUCUUCCCUCUGGGCAGGAUCGGUGGAGCCCCGGGGUCAAGCAGCACUUUAAAGAGGAAGAGUUGCAGCCAGGGCCCCCCUGCAUUAAAGAAGAGGAGGAGCUAGAGCUGCCAAACAUUAAAGAGGAGGAGCCACAGCCACCCCACAUUAAGGAAGAGGAGGAGGAGCACAGCAUCAGUCAGCAGGAUGCUGACAUCAGCAAGUUUCCAGUGAUUGUGAAGAGCGAAGAUGACGAAGAUGAACCUCGGUGGUCACAGCUUGGUCACAGCCCAAGUGAGGAGAAGGGAGGAUCACAAGCAGACAGCCUCUUAGCGCCGCUGUCAGAUAGCGACGACACAACGUCGCAAUCACCGGACACUGAUGAUGAAGACUCUACAGCUGACAACAAACGCUUUACGUCCUCGUGCAAAGGAGAACAAAUAUUCGGCUGCUCGUUUUGCGCGGAAACCUUUCCCCAAAAGACACAUUUGAUGGCUCACUCAAGAACGCACACUGGUGAGAAACCAUUCUGCUGCCCGUUUUGCGACAAACCCUUCUCGGAAAAGGCCCAUUUGAUAGCGCACACGAGAACACACACGGGGGAAAAGCCCUUCUUCUGCUCUUUCUGCGAUAAGAGAUUCUCCACGAAGGGCCAGCUGAUAUCGCACACAAGAACGCACACCGGAGAGAAACCGUUUUCCUGCUCGGUCUGCAGCACGGACUUCGGCGAUAGCUCGGCGUUGGCUCGGCACAUGAGAACGCACACGGAUGUCAGCAAGGAGCAGGAUUGGAGCUCCAGGGUGGAGCAGGAGGAGCCACAGCCCCCCAACAUGAAAGAGGAAGAGGAGGAGCAAGUGCGGACUCAGGAGGACGAGGACACCAGCAAGUUUCCCGUGACUCGUGUGACUGUGAAGCGUGAAGACGGUGGAGACUCUAAAGGUGAAAAGACGUGUCCUACUGACAACAAACACUUCAAAUGUUCUCAAUGUGACAAAAGGUUUGGUGACAAGCGGCACUUAAAAAGACACAUGAGGUGUCACACGGAGGAAAAACCCUUCGGUUGUUCUUUUUGCGAUAAAAGAUUCCCUCGAAAUGAACAUUUGAUAUCGCACACGAGAACACACACCGGCGAGAAGCCGUUUUCGUGUUCGGUCUGCGCUCAAACGUUCUCUCACAAAUCAAAUUUGACGACGCACAUGCGACGACACACGGGGGAAAAACCUUUUUCCUGCUCGGUUUGCGGCGAAAGAUUCUCUCGAAAGGUCAGCCUGGUGAUACACACCAAAACACACACCGGGGAAAAGCCCUUCGGCUGCGCGUAUUGCGCUAAAAUGUUCUCCCUGAAGGAACAUUUGGUCACACACACACGAACGCACACGGGAGAAAAACCCUUUUCCUGCGUGGUUUGCGCGACGAGCUUCAGCGACCGCUCGGCGUUUACGCGACACACACGGACACACACGGGGGAGAAACCCUAUUCCUGCUCGGUGUGCGGCAAAAAGUUCUCCCUGAAGGCUUAUUUGAUGGAACACGCAGGAACGCACACUGGAGAGAAACCGUUCUCAUGUUCAGUCUGCAAUGCAAGGUUUAGUUUCCGCUCGGCCCUGGUCCGACACGCCAGGACGCACACCGGAGACAAAUCGGUCAGUUGUAAGGUCUGUGAUCAAACAUUCUGUGAUAGGAAGCGGCUAAGCAAACACAAGUGUGUUGGAUGUGAAGGCGCAGAAAAAUAUUCUCAGGGCAUUGAAUCGACGAGCUAGGACAGCGCUAUUACCCACUAUAGCUGUCCUUUUCAUUCUUUGAACAUGAACUGAUGAAGCCUGCUUGAAAUGUCUUUCGUCCGAGCAAGUUUUGUGUGUUAUGGCCAAAGACUACAUAGGACAGU
Nerophis lumbriciformis (worm pipefish) is the source of this 2292-nucleotide messenger RNA. RefSeq lists its product as uncharacterized. Gene Ontology annotation, molecular function: RNA polymerase II cis-regulatory region sequence-specific DNA binding; DNA-binding transcription factor activity, RNA polymerase II-specific. The record is from RefSeq and is a predicted model, not a curated record. Gene Ontology annotation, biological process: regulation of DNA-templated transcription. NCBI's taxonomy places the organism in Eukaryota, Metazoa, Chordata, Actinopteri, Syngnathiformes, Syngnathidae.